GCUCUGCCACCGCCAUGGAUGCCUCAGCCAGUCUGAAAUCGCUGCUCUUAGCUGCAUCUCAGUACCGAGCUGCGCGUACGCAGUCCAACGCAGCGCAGUUACAGCGGAGCUUGGAGGGUAUUUCAGGAUUGAAGUUAACAAAAUUGUUUGCAUCAAACCAAACUUUACCAAGUGAAUGUCUCAGCUGUUUGGUAGAACUCAUUGAUGAUCCAAAUACAAGUUCUCAGUUAACUCUGGCUGUGAUUGGUUUGCUUUCUCAAUUAGUUUCAGACAAUGAAACCAGAGAAGCCCUUCAGAAUACUUACAAUCUCAGUAGCAUUCUAGCAAAUGUGGUUCAUCGGAGUUCUGUCAGUCCCAUUGAUCCAGUGUUACUACCAAGUAUUCAGUUGCUACAGAAAUUAACCUACAAUGUUAGAGUAUUCCAUGCCAGUGCUAACAUUGAUGAAUUAAUUUUAUUCCUUAUGCACCGCAUUCAGUCCACAGAAGAUGAGCUAACUAUACCAUGCCUGGGACUUAUGGCAAAUCUGUGUCGGCAUAAUUUAUCCAUUCAAGCCCACAUCAAAUCAUUGACCAAUGUGAAAGGAUUCUAUCGCACACUGAUCAGUUUCUUGGCUCACAGUAGUUUAACCAUGGUUGUCUUCGCACUUUCAAUAUUAUCAAGCCUUACACUAAAUGAAGAAGUUGGAGAAAAGCUUUUUCAUUCCAGAAAUAUUCAUCAGACUUUCCAGUUGAUAUUCAACAUUCUUGUGAAUGGAGAUGGAACACUGACAAGGAAGUAUUCUGUUGAUCUGCUAAUGGAUCUUCUGAAAAACCUUAAGAUUGCAGACUAUCUUACAAAGUAUGAACAUUUUAGAUCAUGCCUCAAUCAGGUAUUGGGCCUCCUUCACGGAAGAGACCCCGAUUCUUCAGCAAAGGUAUUGGAGUUACUUCUUGCUUUCUGUUCAGUACCAGAACUCCGUCGUGUCUUGUGUCAAGCAAUAUUGGAACCAAAUAUGGCAGGCUAUGGAAGCACACGACUUGCAUCUCGAUCUAAACCUUCGGAGCCAUAUGUUCUCCUAGUGCAUUGGUCAAAUCAGCCAUUGGAAGCACCUGAAAACUGCUCAACUCUGGCCUUGGAGCUGUUCAGGGAGAUAUUUGAGGAUGUUAUUGAUACAGGCCAAUGUGCUACUGCUGAACGCUUUGUGGAUCUUAUUUUGCCUGUCCUUCUCGACCAUCUUUAUGUUCCGGAUCACUCGCUAGAAGACCUGUUGCUAAAGAAGAAAUGUGAAAAAAUGAUGAAGGCCAUUGACAUCUUGAUAACGCUUUGUGCAGAUGACAUAUUAAAAACACAUGUCACAAAGGUUCUAACAGCUAGCAAAUGCACAUACUUAAUAGAAUACCAGUUUACCUGCAGUGGAAUUGACUUUGGCUUUGGGGCGAAGUUAAUGGACUCUGAAUUGAGCAAGCUUGCUGCUGAACUAAUAUUAAAAACACUGGAUCUUAUGAGCAAACUUAAGCAACAAGUUCCUAGCAUGGAAGUCAGCUUUUACAAAGUUCUUCAGGACCAGCGUUUGGUUACACCUUUGGCUUUUGCUUUAACAUCAGACCACAGAGAGCAAGUGCAAGCUGGACUUAGAAUACUUUUUGAAGCGGCUCCACUACCAGAUUUUCCUGCCAUAGUGCUUGGUGAAAGCAUUGCAGCCAAUAAUUCUUACAGACAUCAGGAAGUGGAGCAUGUAUCUAAAAGGAACCACAUGCAGGCAACUAUGACUUGCGUUAAUUCACUGAAGAGUUCUGUUGUUUGCUCUCCAAAUGAGGAUGCUGCAACUUUCAACAUUCAGGACCUGAUACAGAAGCUUCAGUCUGGCAUGGAGAUGAAGGAAUCAGUAACAGAUGUGAGGAUAUCUGAAAUAAUGGAUGUGUAUGAGCAGAAACUAUCUGCAUUAGCAUCCAAAGAAACUAGAUUGCAAGACCUUUUGGAAGCAAAGGCGUUAGCUCUUGCUCAGGCUGACAGACUCAUUACCCAGUAUCGUUGUCAGCGAGUCCAAGCUGAGUCAGAGGCUAGAACCCUGGCUUCUAUGUUGAAGGAUGCCGAACGCAAAAAUGAAGAUCUUGAAGCAUUAUUGAAGGCGCAGCAAGUAGAAUCUGAACGGGCCCAGAGUGAUAUUGAACAACUGUUUCAACACAAUAGGAAGCUGCAAAAUAUAGCUGAAGAACACGAAAUACUUAAAAGAUCUUCUGUUGACCUUCUUCAAAAGCAUGAAAGCACUGAAAGACAAUAUAAAGAUCUGCAGGUGACCUGUAAUUCUCUUAAUAAACAGCUAGAGACUAUUAAAAGACAGAAUGAAUCUCUCAAGCAACAGAAUGACAGAACUGUAUCUCAACUGCUGGAAACAGAAGAGCACAGAAAAGAAUUGCACAAACAGCUACAAGAGAAAGAUGGAAAAAUAUCAAGUUUGCAACAAAAGGUAAAAGUUCAGGAAGAAAAACUGAAAGCAAGGGAGAAGGAAAAAACUGAUAUGGAAGAGACCAUUGACAUCCUUAGAAAAGAAUUAAGUAAAACAGAACAAGCAAGAAAGGAACUGAGUAUAAAGGCAUCUUCCUUGGAAGUUCAGAAGACACAACUGGAAGGACGAUUGGAAGAAAAGGAGGCCUUAGUCAAACUCCAGCAAGAAGAGCUGAAUAAACAUUCUCAUAUGAUAGCCAUGAUACACAGUUUAAGUGGUGGUAAACUAAGUGCAGAGGCUGUCAACCUCAGUUUAUAAAACCUGAUUAUUUAGUACUAUAUUUCAUCCCAAAAGCCAAAUAAUGUAAGUCUUCAGUAUUAUGUAAAAGAAAUUCUAUUUUUGGUCAGUCUUGAAAAUUACUACUAUUGUAGUGCAGAUUGUGCCUUUUUACAAAAUACAGGACAGCUUCUUUGUUGUUGACACUAGUAUCCACCUGUAUCAGCUAUAGUGGGGACCUCAUCUUCCUGGCUUGAUAAGCAGUUUCGUAUUUUGAAAAGUAGCAGAUCUUUUUGGUGCGCAUCCUGUCAGUCAUAAUGGGACUUGUGUUGGGAUAAAUGAUGACCCGCUUUUAGGCUGACUUUUACAAGUAUGGGUUUUUAAAUAUAGUUUUAAAUGCUGUGGAUAUAGUAAUGUGUACAGUAGAAUUUGGCCACCUGAAGGAAAAAUAUACCAAACUGCAUGAUACCGAGAUACGAAUUUUUAAAUAUUGUACAGAUAUUAAAUCACUACACUAUGUAUUACAUUAAUUGAGCCAUUAGAAGUGUCCUAGCAUAUUAAGCUGUUAAUGUCUAAAGUCAGAAACCAGAAAAAUACAUAUGUAUAGUUGGCUUAUUAUUUUUAUUUCCAUGUUAUAUACUGUUUUUCAUUUUAGCUAUCUGAAAAUAUCUCUCUUAUCUGGAGCUGUCAGUGCUGCCAUUUCUUUAUUGUGUCAAGCUUCAUAUAGUCACUUUUGAAUUUUCAUUAUAUAAUUGUAUUUCCCACACUUAAAUGUAGAGAUAAUUUAUACACUUUUAACCACUGAAUAUUUAAUAAACCACCUCUGAAUAUUAGAGUAAUGAACUUUAAAUGUAUGUUCUCAAAGUUAACUUUGACUAUAAAGGCAAAAGCAUGCAUUUAUUUAAAGUACAAUAUCCCUGUAUUCCCAUGUGUAUUUUAUUUCUUUUAAAAAAUCUGUCAGUGUUUGGAGACACUAAAAUUUUGAAGCUCUCUUAAUCCUAAUUUCACUUAUUACGCUGAUGUUAAGAUACAACAUCAAUAAAUACCUUAGCUUUCCCUUUAGUUCCUAUGUCUUAAUCUUUUGCUUUAGCGAUUUGGGCUUAAAUUGGUUACAUUUUACAAAACUUCCAACUUCUGCUCAGUAGUAGCAGUUUUUAAUGAAACUGUUUUUAAUCAAGCCAGUUUUUAAUGAAAUACUAGCUUUUAACUUUUUAAUGAAAUAGUUAUUCAUAGAUGACUCUUCAUAAUUUUUUUCUAGAUAUCGUUUGUCUCUGUGAAGGGAAAUAAAAAAAAUUGAUUCCACAUUUGUGUGUUAACGUAUUUUAUACAGCACAGGGGCUUGGAUCACAAAUUCACCUACUUGUCUUUAAAAAGAAAUUACCUCACUUAAGUGUACUGUACUGAUA
This is a messenger RNA of Eublepharis macularius, 4108 nucleotides long. It is a transcript of the gene CIP2A, whose product is annotated as cellular inhibitor of PP2A. The transcript is spliced from 21 exons. The record is from RefSeq and is a predicted model, not a curated record. Bases 15 to 2744 code for a protein of 909 amino acids. Lineage: Eukaryota; Metazoa; Chordata; Lepidosauria; Squamata; Eublepharidae. Gene Ontology annotation, molecular function: protein binding.